Molecule: messenger RNA, 4489 nt
Organism: Pimephales promelas (fathead minnow)
Lineage: Eukaryota; Metazoa; Chordata; Actinopteri; Cypriniformes; Leuciscidae
Gene: wdr26b
Product: WD repeat domain 26b
Biological process (GO): proteasome-mediated ubiquitin-dependent protein catabolic process
Cellular component (GO): GID complex
Molecular function (GO): protein binding
Source: RefSeq, a predicted model, not a curated record
GGUGACGUCAGAGCGUCUGGACGCCAUUAGAUCUGCAGCUGUUUGGAGAGAAACAACAACAACACGAACGACCCUUAUACGAAACGCGCACUGGACCGCGGGAGCCCGACGCCUCUUUCCCCUCCCCCGGGCUUCACCGGCUUCUAACCACGGCCGCUCUCGGUGAGGAAACUCUGGCCUCCGCUUCCUCCUCCUCCGACUCGGACACCGGCGGAGCGUCGCCGCCCCCGCGGAAGAAGCACCGAGCCUCGGCGGCGGAGGGAGUAGGAGAGCCCGGGGCUUCAGCGGGCCUGCCAUUAGCGACCCACCUCAGCCGAACCGGCACCAACAUGCAGUCGAACGGGACCGGACAGGAGCAAAACCACCCAGCCAGCACACAGAACGGAGAUGCCAACGGCCUCCAGAGCAACGCGGGCUCGGCUUCGGGGGCCUCCGGGACGAGUUCGGGUUCCUUGAAGAAGAAAAAGCGUCUGUCUCAGUCGGAGGAGGAUGUGAUCCGCCUCAUCGGACAGCAUCUGCACGGGUUAGGGCUGAAUCAGACGGUGGAUUUGUUGAUGCAGGAAUCGGGCUGUAGAUUGGAGCAUCCGUCAGCCACAAAGUUUCGCAACCACGUCAUGGAAGGGGAAUGGGACAAGGCUGAAAACGACCUCAACGAGCUAAAAGCAUUGAUGCAUUCACCCAACGCUAUUGUGCGGAUGAAGUUUCUGCUAUUACAGCAGAAGUAUCUGGAGUAUUUGGAGGACGGAAAAGUUCUGGAAGCUCUGCAAGUGUUGAGAGGAGAGUUGACUCCACUCAAAUACAACACUGAUCGAAUCCACAUGCUCAGCGGGUAUCUGAUGUGCAGCCAUGCUGAGGAUCUGAAGGUAAAGGCAGAAUGGGAGGGAAAAGGCGCUGGAUCACGUUGUAGAUUACUGGACAAGCUCCAGGCGUACCUGCCCCCCUCUGUAAUGUUGCCUCCUCGGCGGCUGCAGACGCUGCUCAGACAGGCUGUGGAGAUGCAGAGAGAUCGCUGCCUUUAUCACAACACCAAACUAGACUCCAGUCUGGACUCUGUGUCCUUACUGCUGGAUCAUGUCUGCACCAGGAAACAGUUUCCCUGUUACACACAGCAGAUCCUCACAGAGCAUUGCAAUGAAGUCUGGUUCUGCAAGUUCUCCAACGACGGCACUAAACUCGCCACCGGCUCGAAGGACACAACCGUGAUCAUCUGGCAGGUGGAGCCGGACUCGCAUCAGUUGAAGCUCUUACGGACUCUGGAGGGUCACGCGUACGGUGUGUCGUAUCUCGCCUGGAGUCCUGAUGACGUUUACCUGAUCGCCUGCGGUCCGGACGACUGCUCUGAGCUCUGGCUGUGGAACGUUCAGACAGGAGAACUGCGGACAAAGAUGAGUCAGUCUCACGAGGACAGCCUGACCAGUGUGGCCUGGAACCCCGACGCCAAGCGCUUCGUUACAGGAGGACAGAGAGGGCAGUUUUACCAAUGUGAUCUUGACGGAAACCUGUUGGAGUCGUGGGAAGGCGUGCGCGUGCAGUGCCUCUGGUGCAUGAACGACGGCCGGACUGUUCUCGCCUCUGAUACGCACCAGCGGAUCCGUGGAUACAGUUUCGAGGACCUAACAGACAGAAACAUAGUUCAGGAGGAUCAUCCAAUAAUGUCUUUCACUGUUUCUAAGAAUGGAAGAUUAGCUUUGUUAAAUGUUGCAACUCAGGGCGUUCAUCUCUGGGACCUACAGGACCGUGUGUUGGUCAGGAAGUUUCAGGGUGUACAACAGGGUUUCUACACCAUUCACUCCUGCUUCGGUGGACACAACGAGGAUUUCAUCGCGAGCGGCAGUGAAGAUCAUAAGGUAUAUAUUUGGCACAAGCGCAGCGAGCUGCCGAUCGUGGAGUUGACGGGACACACACGCACGGUGAACUGUGUCAGCUGGAACCCGUGUAUUCCCAGUCUCAUGGCCAGCGCUUCUGAUGACGGCACAGUCCGGAUCUGGGGACCCGCACCCUUCCUGGACGCACAAGAGCUGGGCGGCCUCAAUGAGAGUUGCAACAGUAUGGACAGUUGACGGCAGCCCUGGAACAGACGGCUUCUUAUUACAAGAAAUAUGCGAAGUCCAACAGAGAAAAACACGAUUACAGCAUUGCCCUCCUCCACAACGACACACAAGAGUGCAAACGCGAUCCAGAGCCUCGCUUUCAGGAGUCCGGAGGCAGCGGAGACCCCUGACGCUGAUCUCCAUACUAGGGACCCGCUUCCAUAACCACGGAUCUGAUCUCUUUCCCAUCGGGUUCCCCGUGUUUCCACAUUAUGACCCUUACAUUAGGCCUGAAGACAAGAUGCCGCCUAUCAGGCUCGAGCGCCGGGGUGGGUGACCAGGGUUCGGCCGGGUGUUUAAACUCACACUCAAUGUUUUUCUCUCGCUCUCAAUCCUCCAGCGGCAAAGGGACACAACACUUUUUAAAAAAAAAAAGAAAUCCUAGUCCUAGCAAUUCUCUUUUGUUCCUUUAGCAGUUGAUCAGCUUGGGCUUUUAGUGUUGAUGAUGGAGUGCUGUAGUUUUUCUUUUUUAUCUUUCAGAACACAAAUGCAUUUGUUUCCACCGGGCCCACGUCACGCAUCAGCAGGGGUCAGAGGUCACGUUCUGAUCUCUGAGAGUUUGAGCGUCGGACUCAAAUUCUGCUUCCUCCUGUAGCACAGCCGUGUGUGUGUGUGUGUGUGUUAGUGUGUGAUUAAAUGUGCCUGAAGUUGGUGUACGUUCGCAUGUGGCACUGUUUUCACACCAGCGUGAGCGUGUCCCCUGUUUAGCUGUAUUAAUCAUUUUAACAGAAUCUGACCGAAGCCCCAGAGACCUUCGUCUGUGGAACAAAAACUUGAGAACCAUUUUGUAUCCUUUUUUUUUUUUUUUUAAGAAACCUAUUAGCGAAGUUCCUUGUUUUCACCACUUACCUUAGAGGUGGCGUUCAGGAGAGAGACUUUGUCAUACUAGUUUGAAAAAUUGAUCGGAAACGUGACUUUGAGAGCGAAACGCACGUUCUCCUUACACGGAGCGUGCGUGAAAACGUGCCGACAGCUUUAAAAAGAAAAGAUACUGUGACACUCAAACUGUCAAUCAGAUAUUCGGCUCCUGGUGAGGAGUUUGUGGCGUUUAAAUGACCUAUGCAGCAACAUUUGAGCUGAGACCCCAGAUAUAAUGUUUCUUGCAGCAGCCAUACCAGCAUUAAAAUAAACCGUCUCCGACCGCACUACAUAUCCACAACCAUUUCAUCUCUGCCUGUACGUUAGUUCAGUUAGAUCCACACGCUCAAUUCCCUGAUCUGAGCUGUUUACACCAAAUAUCGAGCAUUCGAGUCCCCCUUUUUUUGGAGAGAAAUAAAUAUUUGCUAUGGACUGAUAUUAAAUGUUUGAAAAGAAAUGCUUUUCUGCCUGUUUUUAUGGAAGUUUUUGUUACUUUUUUUGGUUUACAAGAUUUUUUUUUUUUUGGUUGAUUUAAUCUCUGUAUCAUUAUAUUAAACUAUAACCAGAUAAUUUGUCUCCUCUUUUUUUAAAUAUUUUAUUUAAGCAUUAUUAGCAUUCUUUUUAUUUUUAUUAUAAACAUAUAUAUUAUUACGUUAACCAUCAUUUUAUUAACAUCCUCAUAUCUAUUUCCGCAGUCAUAAGAUGGUGCUAAACGCCCCGGCCUUUGCCUCGCAGGUGGAAGUAUAAAUGGAUAUCCAGAUUAUUUCACAAUCUUUUCUAAACUCGCAUCAAACACUUUAUUAAACAUUUUUAAGGGUUUACCCUCGCCAACUUUAUGAAUUUUAACAGCUGGGCGCUAAAGCGCAACGUGAAAUUCGUUAUAAAAGCAAUUGUGAUUAUGAUCAAUUCUAUUGUUCCAAUGACUAUUUUAGUUAUUAAAGAUUUGUAAAAAUGGAUUUUGAUAUAGAAUGGCGUCAGUGAAAUCUCUGCAUUGCCCAGCAACAUCUGCCUGUUUUGGUUUUCAUUGGAUUUUGCCUGUUUACUUGAGGACCAUUUUGUGCCAUUAGCAAAUAAACAUCUAAUAAAAUCUCAACAAUAAUUGGUUGCUGCUUGGACCAGGCUGAUGCUUGUGCACUGUGACACGUCUUUGCUGUUGAUUUAGCUGAUCUGAGAGCAGUUUGUCACUUUUUUUGGCUAUUCCUCAUUGUUUUAAAGAAGUAAAAACAAGCCUGCUCAUUAUUACAGCAGUAGACAUACUCUUAAUGCAUUUGAUGAUGAUGAUGAUGAUGAAGAGGGUAGUAUUGUUACUCUACUAACCAUAUGCAAGAGGGUCUCUUUUUUUCCAGCUAACUGCAGGUGUGUUGCUCUCAUGUUUGACUGUGAAUCAGAUGUGUGAGAGGUUUUCGUCAUAACUGCUCCUGUCCGAAGGGCAUCCCAUUUGCAUUAAAUGUGUUAUUUCAAAAGUGAUUGUACUGUUUUGUAUUGUUGUGUAGGAAGUGUUAUGUAUGCAUAUUUUCAAUAAAGCAUUCAGGGUUUUGAAA